This is a messenger RNA of Entelurus aequoreus (snake pipefish), 4635 nucleotides long. It is a transcript of the gene lrpprc, whose product is annotated as leucine-rich pentatricopeptide repeat containing. The transcript is spliced from 39 exons. Lineage: Eukaryota; Metazoa; Chordata; Actinopteri; Syngnathiformes; Syngnathidae. Bases 88 to 4470 code for a protein of 1460 amino acids. The record is from RefSeq and is a predicted model, not a curated record. Gene Ontology annotation, molecular function: protein binding.
CCACACGUCAAAAUAAGAAGUCUCGCGGUGUUUCUGGGUCACGUGGUACGGAAGCCCUCUCGUUCUUCUCGCCCUGCCACAGCAAACAUGGCCGCGCUCUUGAGAUCAGCCCGCUUACUGAAGUUGACCCCUUCGGGCUUGCUUCAAAUCACAGGGACCAAAAGAACCGGGCCGCCGCUAAGUCGUCUGUACAGCGGUGCUCUCAGCGUGAACAGGACGGGAGUUUUGAGCCGGCAGAGCCGCCCCGGCGUGGAAGGCACCUGCAGUCAUGCCGGGCGGCACGCAGCAGUUUGUGUGCGCAGCUACUCUGUUGCCACGGAGAAUAAGGAUGAGGUCAGCAAUGCGCUUCUGUCCAGGCAAGCCCAACACUUCGACUGGGCCUUGGCCAAGCUGGACAACUCCGUGAGGAGGACUGGUCGCAUCACCAAGACCAUGCUGCUGCGCAUUUUCCACGGCGUCUGCAGGGAAGGUUACCCAAGUAGUAACCAGGCUUUGUUGCUGCUGCGAAGCUGCGGCACCCUGCUCCCAGAGAUGGUUCUGCAGGAGCGCACACAUCUGGCUCACCGCAUCUGGGGAAGACUGAAUGAACUUGGUGCACGUUAUGAUGUGAGUCACUACAACGCCUUGCUGAAAGUGUACCUGCAGAAUGAGUUCAGGUUCUCGCCUAUGGACUUCCUAGACAAGAUGGAGGUCGCCAAGCUCCAGCCAAAUCGAGUUACCUACCAGAGGCUCAUUACUGCCUACUGCCAAACUGGAGACAUACAAGGCGCCAGCGCCAUUCUGGGUUUCAUGAAGAGCAAAGACCUCCCCAUCACCGAAGCCGUUUUCAACAGCCUGGUAACAGGCCACGCCCGCUCAGGCGACCUAGAGAGUGCAAAGAACAUCCUGUCGGUCAUGCGGGGAGCUGGAAUUGACCCUGGUCCUGACACUUAUGUAUCACUGAUGAAUGGGUACGCUGAGAAGGGGGACUUGGACAGUCUGAAGAAGACCCUUGAGGAGGCGGAGAGUGCCAAUAUCAGUCUGGUGGACCGAGACCUCAUGCAGGUGAUCUUCACGCUGGCCAAGGCUGGACAUCAGCAGCAUGUCCCUGAAAUGAUGGAGCACUUGAGGCAGGAGAGGGGCUACAUUCCAGAUGCGAUGAACUUGUGUCUGAGCCUCAUCACGCAGGGUCUUGACGAAACGGCCUUCGCCAUCCUGAAAACCUUUUCCACGCCGAAUCCGUACCCCAACGGUGAACUGAAAAACUUUGGAAGCUUCUUCUUGAGGCACUGCAUCUACAUGGACACGCCGCUGGAGAAGAUCAGUCACUACUGCAAAGAGCUGCAGGACUCCAAUAUGCACGCAGAGCCGUUCAGCUUCACUCUAUUUUGCACUCUGGAGGCCAAGAAGAUAGAUGUGUCUCUUGAGCUGAUGAAGUUGAUGCAGGAACAGAAUUUCCCCAUUAGACCUCACUACUUUUGGCCCCUGCUGAUUCAGCAUGCCAAGGACAACAACACGACUGGUGCAGUGAAGGUGAUAAAAGGCAUGCAGCAGCUUGGGUUGGACCCUGACAUCGAGACUAUUUCCAACUACCUCUACCCGGUCUUCUCCAGCACUGAGGCAGCUCAACAGGCCUUAAAGGAUGCAGGCAUCACUGUGCCGUUGGACGGCCUCCUGACUUCGAAUAUUCGCUUUUUGGCUUCAAACCACUUGACCCAACUCUACACCUUGUUGUCUGACCCUUCCCACCCCCCAGUGGACAUGCGGCGUUUCCGCAGCAGCCUCAUCCACAGCUUCAGAAAUGUCCUGCAAAACAGUGCAAAUUGUGAGACUGUGAGUCCACUUGGGUCACGGGAUUAUCAGUUGGAAGGCGUCACCGUUCUGAGCACUUCCCGCAGGUUUGAUGACAUCAAUUGCAUGGUCAAGCUCACCAAGCUCUUUUACAAUGACGAACGCUACACCAACCCUGCCACCACAACCAAUGCUGAAGCGGUCGCUUACCUCCUUUACAAUCUAUUCGAGGGCUUGCAAGAGAACAAGGUGCAAGAGCAGGAAGACAAACUGAGGGAUUACGUCCAACAACUGAAGGCUGAGAACAUUGUCAUUCCAGCAAGAAUCUGCAGAGGCAUCAGAAACAUCCUGGCUCCGUACAACGUUCCGGAUCUCAUCAAGGAUGUUUACAAUUUGGUGGACCCGAAGGAACUGCCGUCCAACAAGUAUUUGUCAUCGAACCCCUGUGCGACCGAUCUCAAGCCGAAGGCGCUUGAGAAUAGGCUAGCAGAGCUUAAAGCGGAAAACAAACCUUUGAGCUUCAAACUCAAGCAAACCAUCCUGGCCCUCUCCUCGUCCAAGGAGAACAUGCAGCGUGCCCUGGAGCUGAAGCAGCAAUACGAGGACCAAAUGACAAGUGGGGCCUACGCCAUCCUCAUCAGCCUUUGUUGCAGCUGCGACAAUGUGGACGAGGCGAUGAGCCUGAAGAGGGAAAUGAGUCGCAAAGACUCAUCAGUGGUGCUGGAUGCGAGCAAAUACAUCAUGCUCGUCAAGCUCCUAGCCAAGAAUGACCGAUUGGAAGAGGCCGUGGACAUCCUGAAGGAGAUGAAGGAAAAGGACGUGGUCCUGAACGACAACCAUCUGGCUUUGCUCUUCCACACCCUCAACGAAGUCAUGUCCAAUGGCGCCCCCGCUGUCCAACACCUCCAAGACACCAUAUUUACCCUCGGACUGGCCAAGCCCAGCGCCAAUCUUUGCGCACCCCUGAUCAGUGUCUACUUGAACAGUGAUGACCUCCCCGGAGCUGUGGAAGCAAUGCUGGAGUGUCAGAAGCGCUACAAACUGCUUCCUCGCAUUCACGACAUCAUCGUUGGCCUGAUAGAGAAGGGGAACACGGAGCUUCUGCAGAAAGCCAUGGAUAUCGUGAGCCAAGAACGAGGAGAGAUGACAAUGCUUUACUACCUGCUCUUUGCCUUCUUGCAGACUGGCCGCUACUCUGAGGCUCGUAAGAUUUUUGAGACCCCUGGACUGAGGGCGAAGCCAGGCCGCCUGCAGUGGUUUGCAGAGAAGUGCGUUUUGACCCAGCAGAUGGAGCCCUUGGAGCAGAUGGUGGACAUGACCUCUAAGUUGUUUGAGUGUGACCGUGACGAAAUGUACAAUUACAUCCUGCGUCUCUGCAAGGAUACCAAUGACUGGCAGAAGGCGGAGGCCGUGUGGACAAAGAUGCAGGAAGAGAACAUUGUUCCCCGGGAGAGGACGCUUCACCUGCUGGCCGAAAUCCUGAAGAAUAACGGCCAGGAAGUGCCCUUCGAGGUGCCUGAGACUUUUUUACAGUACGAGCGAGAGGCCAACGACACACAGUCACAGCCUGCCAAACCAGCAGCACCCUCCCUCAAAAAUACCAAAAACGGUUCCGAGUACCAAAUGCAAAUGAUCAGCCUCUGCAAGAAGGGAAACGCCAAAGCGGCCUUUGCGAUGCUGAAGGAAUCAAACAAAAAUGGUGUUGCUGUGGGCCCCCUCUGCUACGAUUACUUGAUUCGUGCCCUUCUGGGCGAAGGAUCCUUGGAGGACGCAAUGGUGGUCAGAGACAUUGCCAUGUCUGAUGUGCAAGACUUCCAGCUGAGUGACAUUGCCAACAGUUUAAGGGUCGUCACACUCAGCAAGAGAGGCCAGGCUAAAGAUGCUUUGGAUACCCUGAAGUCCAUGCUACAGAACAACCAAGUGCCCUCGUCGCUUGCUGUCACCAGACUGAUCCAGAGCCUCGCCAGCCUAGGCGACGUGGAGGGAAUUAAGGAAGUGAGCUCGCUGAUGGAGCAGCUCGGCACAAGCCUCAACCUGUCCAGCAUGGUGUUUACCAAAAAUAUGGCCCUGGCUCACAUCAAGAACGAUGAUUUGGAGUCAGCUGUCGAGAUGCUUGAAGAACUUUACACCAGACCAGACAACAAAAACCCCAGUAUAGUCUUUGUGUUCCGGAAGAUUUUGAUGGAAGAAAACGACAAAGCCCUCGAUAAGUUGAGCGCCAUGGCUGAGCGGCUAGCCAACCACUUCGCCUGUUACAGACCGGCUACUGAUUUGUUCAUACAACUCCUGGAGAUGGACAAAGUAGAAGAUGCCAAGUUCAUGCUGGCUAGAAAUAUCUUCAUAGCCGAGCAAAAAGAAGCACUAAUAUCAUACUUGGCGCGGUUGUCGUCGAAGCCAGGAAAGACGGACAAAAUCAAUACCUUGCUGAGCCUGAUCCCGGACUUUGUUGAGAAGGAAGCGUUGUUCCCGUACAUGAUGCAAUCUCACGUUGCUGACAACGACUUGGCGUCGGCCAAAAAGCUUUACGAGCGCAUGCAGGAGGAGGGGGUUGUUGCAGACGAGCUGUCACUCAAACGCCUGGCUAUGUUGUACCACAAGGCGGGAGAGACGGUGCCCUUCUCCGAGCCCCCCAAGUCCGUCGAGUUCUACUUGAACAAACCGAGGAAGGGUGUAGCCAAAUCUCGGCCUGCAGAAGAAUAAACUCGCAAUUUCCAUCACAUCUGCCAUCUUUCUUUUCAUGUUUUUUUUUAAAUAUAUAAUGUAAGUGAUGUUUUGUGCUAGACUUCAUUGUUCUCUGCAAUUAUGCAAUUGUGUCUAUGAUGUGUACAGAAUAAGUAUUUCUGCUAAUAAAUGACCUGAGGAAUA